AUGGCUGCCCCGGCGCUCCGCGUGGCGAUCCUCGCCGCGGUCCUGCUGCUCCCAUUCCUCAGCGUGCCGGGCGCCAAGGCGCAGACCAAGAAGUUCUGCCUCACGCAGUUCGCCAUCGCCAGCCAGGCCUGCGCCAUCCUGCCGCCCACCAGCCCCGAGCACCGCCACCACGAUCACGACGACGAGGAAGAGGAUGAGAACGAAGACGAGGAGAGCGACGAUGAAGACGAAGACGAAGACGAAGACGAGGACAGUGACGACAGCGGCGGCGGCGGCGGCGGGGGUGAUGGCGGCGGCGGUGAUGGCGGUGGCGGCGGCGGUGGUGGAGGCGGUGGCGAUCCCACUAAACCCGCCGUCGCGUCCUCCAUGAUCACCGUCGAGGCAGCGGAGGUGGACGCCUCCACCGACGACGACGACCGCAACGGCACCAGCCACUCCGUGGUGAGAGACGGAAACCACACCCGCAGCGGAGGCGGCGGCAGCAGCAGCGCGCGACGCCGCCACGGCUCCAGCAGCAGGCGCCGCCGCCGCCGCCGACACCGCCGUGGCCGUCUCCGUGACGGAGAAGACGCCGAGGACGAGGACGAAGACGAAGACGAAGAUGAGGAAAACGAAGAGGAUGAGGACGAGGAUGAAGACGAGGACGACGACGACGACGACGACGAGGACGACCACCGCGCGUACAGGGACUGCUGCCGGUGGCUGAAGGAGGUGGAGCCGGACUGCGUGUGCGAGGCGCUGCUCCGCCUGCCGCCCUUCCUCGUCAGGCCGCAGCACAAGUACACCGUCAAGGUGGGCAACUCCUGCAAGUUCAGCUACAGGUGCGGCGGCGUCUGA
Sorghum bicolor (sorghum) is the source of this 837-nucleotide messenger RNA. RefSeq names its product nucleolin. Bases 1 to 837 code for a protein of 278 amino acids. The transcript is spliced from 2 exons. The record is from RefSeq and is a predicted model, not a curated record. Lineage: Eukaryota; Viridiplantae; Streptophyta; Magnoliopsida; Poales; Poaceae.